Saccoglossus kowalevskii is the source of this 384-nucleotide messenger RNA. Its product is annotated as protein DGCR6-like. NCBI's taxonomy places the organism in Eukaryota, Metazoa, Hemichordata, Enteropneusta, Harrimaniidae. The record is from RefSeq and is a predicted model, not a curated record.
AUGGACUCAAACUUCAUGGAUGCCGCAAAAGAAGAAAAAGCUCGAAAAGAAAAACUUCAGUGUAGACACUAUUUUAUGUUAAAUGAACUGCAAAACAUGUCAAGAGACUUGAAAGGGUAUGUUUCCAUUUUUCGAAAUGCUCCAUUCAAUGCUACCCUGGGACACCCGCCUGACUUAGAACUAAGAAUAGAAGAGGAGACCAAACGAAUGGAUCAAAGAUUGAUCUUAGAGUUGGAUCAGAGAGUCAGUGAACAGCAAGUGACACUGGAGAGAGCUGGAGUUGCUGGGUUCUAUGUAACAAACAACCAACAAGAAGUGAGAUUACAGAUGCAUAUGCUAGAUAUGAUAGUAAGACUAAGUAAAGUUGAGUUGCCAGACUUGUGA